Molecule: messenger RNA, 2359 nt
Organism: Poecilia reticulata (guppy)
Lineage: Eukaryota; Metazoa; Chordata; Actinopteri; Cyprinodontiformes; Poeciliidae
Gene: vimr1
Product: vimentin-related 1
Biological process (GO): intermediate filament organization
Cellular component (GO): cytoplasm; intermediate filament
Molecular function (GO): structural constituent of cytoskeleton
Source: RefSeq, a predicted model, not a curated record
AAGAGGUGAUCCGGGGGAGCUUCAGUCUCAUCCUGGGCGACUCACGAAAGCCAGAGCCUAGUGCAUUUUCCAGUUUCAGAAGGAAAUCCGGUAUCUUUCACAACAUGCGGGCUUCAUCCUAUACCCAGAAGAGCUUGCAGRUCAGCAGCUCCGCCAGCAAAGUAAGAGUUCAAAGCCCGUCUCCGUCCCGGUGCCGUGGAUCGUCAUACGACAGCCGCGGGCGCUCUGGUUACCGUGGCACUGCAGUCGAGGUCGGGACAGAGAUACACCAGCACCAUGCCAACGAAAAGGAGGAGAUGCAGGAGCUCAACGUCAAGUUUGCAGGAUACAUCUCAAAGGUCCAGGCCCUGGAGCAGAGAAAUGCCGCUCUGCAGGCGGAGCUGGCCACUCUGCAGGACCGCUACAAGGGAAGCCCGAGUGGCAUCAGCGAAGAAUACGAGCUCAAGUUCAAAGAGGUUCGGGAUCUGAUUGAAGCCCUUACCAACGAGAAGGGAGCAGCUGACAUUCAGCGAGGCUACAUUGAGGAGGAGGUGGAAGUAUGGCGACUAAAGUUGGAGGAGGAGCUGGCGCUCAAAGAAGAAGCAGAGAUGAUUCUGACGGAGUUUCGUCAGGACGUUGACAGCGCCACACUGCAGAAGGCCGAGCUGGAGAAGCGCAUAGAACAACUAGUGGCAGAGAUCGAGUUUCUCAAGAAACUCCAUGACGAAGAGGUGGCCGACCUCAUGAAGCAGAUCGAAGACUCAAAGAUUACAGCCGAGAUGGACGGCGACCGUCCUGACCUCGCUGCUUACCUGCGCAACAUGCGCGCAGAAAUAGAAUCCGUCGCCGCCCGAAAUGUCCAAGAAGCCGAGAAGUGGUACAAGAGCAAAUUCGACACCCUGAAGGAGCACGCGGGCAAACACGAAGAGCACAUGAAAGUCAUGAAAGAAGAGAUCGCAACCUACCACAACCAGGUGUCAGACCUGCAGAACCAGAUCGACAGCCUGCGAGCUCGCAAUGCCGCCCUGGAGCAGCAGCUGGAGGAGAUGGAGGACUCCCACAUGGACAAGGUGGGAGGUCUGGAGAGCAUCAUCGCUCAGCUGGAGGCGCAGCUCUGUGAGACCAAACUGGAGAUGACCAAGUACCUUCAAGACUACCAGGAACUGCUGCACAUCAAGCUCAAGCUGGAUGCAGAGAUCGCCACCUACAGGAAGCUACUGGAAGGAGAAGAGCAGAGGCUGGGAAUUGCUAAGGAUGCCUAAUCCACAUGGAGAGCUGUGAAGAGUUGGUGCACAACAUGAGCAGAGAUCACCUUGUUUUAGAGACUUCAAAGGUCUUAAGCAAAGGACUUGAUAUUGUUUAACAUUUUAAUAGCAGUGGUAGACGGCUUUCAUUAUUUAACUGAACACAUAAAAGUCUAACUUACUGUUCCUGGUGGAAAUUCAGUAACUGAAAAAUAAUACAAAUACAAAUGUAGCAGCAAUGUGCAUCUAUGCAUAGUCUCGGAUGUAUUUUAUGUUAAGACAAACAGCUCUUCUCCUGUGUAAUUCAUGUUUGACUCCAUUAUGCAUUAGUUCGCUGCCAUCGCUGCUGUCCUCCAUCUUUCCUGAACAUUUUCACAUUAUUUUCACAUCUCAUUUCAUAUCUGGGUUUGGCAGGCUUCAUCUCUCCCUGCUUGUCUCCCCUCUCCUUUACUCCAGCUCCUGCAGUAGUCCUGCUAAAUUUACCUCCCCCUUUUUUCCUGCCAAGUCAGCCCCGCUUGUCGUACCUCUGUCACUUCCCUAUGCUUCUGUCUCUCGCUCCSUGUCAUCAGUCUGCUGCCUCCUGUCCAACUUUCCUUCACAGUAAAACUCCCGACUUGAAGCGAAUGAAGAAGGCCACCCUUAUUAAUUCUGAAUGUUUUGACAAGAAACAACUGUUAACCAUUUACAGUAAUGCUUACCAGCUUUUACUAAAUAAAGACUGAACUGAGUGCAUACCAAACCAUGCUGUUGUCUCUUUCCUCUAGCUUCCCUCUUAACUCUUUUCUCUGGAAAAAAACUUCUUAGGAUAUCAGACCUUUCAGUGUAACYAAUACUGUUUUAACCUUGUUUAAAUACCUUAUUCCACAUUGUUUGUUCAUCCAUUUGACAUAUUUUUGAGUUAGGGUUGGUUUCCAUAAAAUCUUCUCAUUAGGGAUACAAACUGAUGUGUGGUUUAGAUCAUCUUAUUUUGAUGAAAAGCAGAGUAUUAACCACUUUGAGAUGUAUUUAUGAGCUUCCUGUGAWUUGAACUGCGGUCCUGGUUGCAGGAAGCAGAGUGUGAGACGAGAGCUUCUUGGCUGAUUGGAUGCAUGAUCAGAAACUGAAUUGCAUAACAAAAUACACACUUCUUACUUUUA